AUGAGUUGCUCCAAAUCGAGUGGAAUACCUGAGGUGGUGGCUGCGGCGAAGGGUGGUGCAUCCCACAAGGCGUCGAAGCAGUCGCUGACUAAAGUCACCAGGAAGCUGCCCAAGCAGCAGAGGAAAUCUCGCAAGCAAAGCUAUUCCACUUACGUGUACAGGCACAUCAGCUCCGAGGCUUCGCACCUCAUUCACUACAACAAGUGCCACACCAUCCCAGCCAGGGAGAUCCAGAGUGUCAUCUGCCUCAUGCUGCCAGGGGAACUGGCCAAACAUGCCAACUUCAAGGGCACCAAAGCGGUCACCAAAUAUACCAACUCCAUUUAG
Messenger RNA from Carcharodon carcharias (great white shark), 327 nucleotides. RefSeq names its product histone H2B type 1-L-like. Bases 1 to 327 code for a protein of 108 amino acids. The record is from RefSeq and is a predicted model, not a curated record. Gene Ontology annotation, molecular function: protein heterodimerization activity; DNA binding; structural constituent of chromatin. Lineage: Eukaryota; Metazoa; Chordata; Chondrichthyes; Lamniformes; Lamnidae. The transcript has 2 exons. Gene Ontology annotation, cellular component: nucleosome.